AUUCUUGUUUUGUUUUCUGUUGCGUGCGCCCGUGCUCGUCCCUCCGAUAAAACGUCGCGCGGUUUUAGUUUAGUUAGUGUUUAGUUCGGCGCCUCCGGUGGGCCUAGUGCAUAUUUUUUGUUGGCUUUUUGUUUGGUUUUCGGUUCGCGUUCUCUGGCUUUUCGGCGCGCGUCCAGCGGUGAAUCCUGCGGCAGCCGCCAUGUCCCCAACUCACACACGCUGAAAGUCGGGCUCAGAGCGCGUCUGUGUGCUGUUCGUGUGCGCGGAGCAUAUGUUUGUAUAUGUGCAUGAAGAAGGAGAAAAAGAAGCGGCGGCGGCUUGCGAAAAGUUAGAUGCAAGUGUGCGGACUUGGAAAACGGAGCGAAGAAACCAAGAAGCACGAGGUGGAAGAACAAGAAACGCAAGAAGGAGGCGAAGAAUCAGCGGAAAACUCCAAGGUUUGAAACAACAACUACAACGACAGCCAAGAAGUGGACAAGAGGAAGAGGAGGACAAGAAGGAGGAGGAGGAGAAGUAAAGAAGAAGCGUAGCGUGUUCAGCUAUAAACGAUAUCAAAACCAAUAGGAAGGAAACGCACACAAAGAACCCAAAGACAAAGUCUUCGUCGAGUCCAAAAAAAAAAAAAAAGAGAGAGGGGAAGAGAGAGUACGCCAAGAACGAAGAACGGAGCGUUGUGAAGAGAGUGUGUCUGCUGUAAAGAGAAGAGAAAAGAAAGACGAAGACAGUUGCUGGCGGUCAGCGACGUUGGACAAGACGCCGUUGAAAAGAAAAUAUUGCGCAUACGCCGCGUGAACCGAAGGUAAAGAACAACAAGCCGCCCCGCGCUCUUCUUUCAACCGUUAAAAGGAUAGUUAAAACAAAAAAAGCCAGCUCAAAGAAAAUCAGUCUGUGAAAGUGUCUAUUAAAAGCAGAAGGUGCUAAAGGAGCAGCAGACCCGAGGAGAAAAAUCACACUGGAGGAGGUCAGUGUGACAGGGAAACAAAUUUCAAACUGCAGCCGGCUACAAAUCCAGCUUCACGACGUCGUCGUCUUGCAAACGGCUGAAAAUGGAGAAGACUCCCCGGUACACGCAGCGGGAGCGCAAUAUGGUGCUAAGCUAUGCCGCCCAGUACAAGGACGUGAUCGAGAACAAGCGCACCGAUGCCGAGUCCAAUCGCAAAAAGGAUGAGGUAUGGCUACAGAUUGCCAAGGACUUCAAUUCGAAGGUCUAUCAUCAGCGCAGCGCCAAGCAGCUACGUCAGCUUUACAAAAACAUGAAGCUCCUGCUCAAGAAGGAUCUGUGCGGCGAGGACAAGAGCAAUCACUCGUUUAUGGAUCUCCUAAACACACUCUCGCAGCAGGAGUCCGUUGCCCAAUACAUUGCCGAGCAGCUGUCACCGGAGGGAGCGGGCGGCGGUAAACAGGGAGGUCCUGGCGUUCAAGGGAAUGGUCAUCAUGGCGAUGACUUUGAUGACUCCAAAGUGGGGCUUUAUAUCGAAGGCAUGGACACGGAUGUGAUCGUCAUCAAGUCGGAAACAAUCAGCGACAACGAGCAGACAGACAAUGGCAUGGAUUGCCUGGACGAUGACGAUGAUGAUGAUUGCCUGAGCCCCAAGGCGCCGGAAGUGUGCCUGGAGGAGGAGGAUGAUGUCCUGUUUCCCACAGAUCUACGCCAGCUUCAGGUAGCAUCCUCUGGUCCCGGUGGAGUCAACUCCUCAUCCGCUUCCUCCUCUUGCCUGCCCGGCAACAACAACAAUAACAACAACAAUGGAGGAUCCUUAAAUGAUCCCUUACGCCGUGCCGCCGCCAGCUCACCGGUGUGCUCUACCAAAACAUCCGCGAGUUCCAGCGGUAGCUAUGUUUCCACAUCCAAACCGGACAUUACCAUUCAAACGGUGGGACACAUACGUGUGGGCAGCUUUGCCAAUAUUAACAAGACGCCACAGAAUGGCAAUGGUGCUAGCUCCUCGAGUGGUGCUUCAGGGAUCUCGCUUAGCAAUGGCAUAACCAGCGGUUCUAAUGGCUCUGUGCUUCCCUUGACAGCGGAACAAGUCCAACAGCAUACGCUUCUCAAUGGCCUGGGUCUGUCCGCCGUGAAUCCGCCACAGUCACUGCAGGCUGCCAUCAAUGUGGCCACAGCAUUUGUGUCUGCCACUUCAUCCUCGGUGGCUGCUGCUGCUGCUGGCACCAAUCGUCGCACACCGCCCACGCUUCAGUUGCCGCGUCUUCAGAGGGGUAAUAACAAUAACAACAACAACAAUGCCGCUGCCACAUCCGUGGGAAACGGCAAUACAAACAGCUCUUCCGGUUUACAUAGCAAUGCCAAUGGAGUGCAGCUACUGCUCAAUGGGAAUCAUCAUCACCAGCAACAGCAGCAGCAGCAGCACCAACAUCAUUCUCAUCAUCAUCCUCACCUGUCGCGGGACAAGACCGGCGGCGUGGCUAUUGGAGCAGCUGGCAGCUUUAAUGGCUACAAUGGUCUAGCGGUGACGGUGCCCUGCGGUAACCUAAAUACCAGCAGUGGAGCAGGAAGUGGUAGUGGCAUUAGCAGUGCCAACAGCAGUGGCAUCAAUUUGGUUAAUAAUACGGCAGGCAGCGGUGAAGGAACCGGACGAGGGGUAAAGAGACCGCAUCAGGAUUUAAUGGACUCGCUGAAGAUUGAGGAGGCGCAGCGAAAGAUAGAUCUGCUCAAUGCCCAGACCGAUUACUGGCUAACGCUGACGCGCAAGAUCAAUAGCCAGGAGGGAGGAGGACCUUUCUCAAAUCCGGCAUGUCCGUGUCACUUUCCGGGCGCCAGCUUUCUUUCACCAGCUGUGGUACAAGCUGCUGCCGCCGCCGCCGCUGCUAGUGCCUCGUCCUCCUCCGCCGCCGCCGCAGUCGCCUCCUCUUCAUCCGGAUCCGCGAAUGUUAAGCCAACGCAGGACAGCGGCAGCUAG
Molecule: messenger RNA, 2915 nt
Organism: Drosophila kikkawai
Lineage: Eukaryota; Metazoa; Arthropoda; Insecta; Diptera; Drosophilidae
Source: RefSeq, a predicted model, not a curated record